AAUUUCCGCAUCGAUUUUCCUUCAAGGUAGUCAAAAAAUUUGAUGGGUUCGCACGGACGUGGCGCAUUUAGCCACAAUAAAACCCUAAUCGGUUAUCGCACAAUUUCCUUUCGGUUUAAUCAGUGAGCUGCAAUCAGUGAAAUGGCUCCAAACAAUGAAAACGAAUUCAAAGGGCGUCUCAUUGCCGCCGUUAAAAAGGAAGUCAAACAAGUGAUGGAGGAGUCGGUGACUCGAAAAUUCGUCCACGAAGAAAGUGGCUCUGUGACGUCGCUGUGUGCGGCCGUGGAGGCGUGUUUGUCCCAGGGGUUGAGACGCCGCGCUUUGGGGCUUUUUAAAACCUCGUCAACGACGGCCCUCUUGCACAAAAUCGCAAAGCAUUGCAAGGAAGCGGCGAUUAUUUCCAAAAGGGUGCAGGAAAUUGAAAAUGCGGAUCCGACUAGAAGGUCGUCGAGUAGUAGCGAGAGUAUGAAUAAGCCAACUUUGAAGAAAAAUGCUUCUUUGCCCUCGAACCCGCUGCCGAAGUAUUUGUGGAUUCGGCUGGCUUUGUUCGAGAAACAGUUGGCGAAAAUUAUAGAUUAUUUGGUUUCGAAUGCUAAUAAGUAUUACGAUAAGGAUGCGCUCGUGGCUGAUCCAGAUUAUGGGAGUAUAUUAAGCUCGCUGCUAGUGGGGCCCUGUGCUCUGGAUUAUUCCAGGACUAAGACACCGGACCAUUUCUGGACGGAUCCACCAGCUGACGAGUUGGUUCAAAGACAUCGAAUUUCAAGUGGGCACUCAACCCCGCCAUCAGUCCGUCGCCCAAUCCUCAAUUUCCGGCGUUCCCUCAACGCCAGUUCCGACGAUUCGAUAACAAAUCGAACCAACACCCAGCACUUGGCUAAAGACUACGUCGAAAGUCUGCACCAAAACUCUCGAGCCACUUUACUAUUCGGCAAAAACAACGUUCUAGUAUUGCCUGUAAACGCCGAUGUUUCCCAACCUAUGCCCGGCUACCUCAGUCUGCACCAAACCGCAAGCGGUUUAACGAUCAAAUGGACGCCUAAUCAAUUAAUGAACGGCUUCACUGACGAAGUCCAGGAUAAAAGUGUGUACUGGGAUUAUGCUUUGCAAGUGCGCCUCGAUGAGAUUGUCUACGUGCACUGUCACCAGGACAGUGAAACUGGAGGCACUGUUAUUCUAGUGGGCCAGGAUGGGGUGCAAAGACCACCGAUUCAUUUCCCGAAAGGGGGGCACAUGUUGGCCUUUCUCAGUUGUAUUGAGACGGGGUUGUUGCCAAGGGGGCGUCUGGAUCCGCCCUUGUGGUCGCAGAGGUCGGGGACUAAUUCCAAUAAACGCCGAAGGCCUCUUCCGGCUCUUUCCGAGACGGAGGAGACCACCAAAGAUUACGUUUUUCGGAUUGCUGAUAACAGCACCCAUAAAGACAUGCUUAAACGAAACGAACUAAUGGACACGCACAUUUCCUUGCCGCCUAAAGCCCGCGUCCAACUCCCCAGCACAAGUACAAGUUCCGAAAGCUCAACCAAGAGCUUUAGUAUAGACCAAAACGCGCCCGACAGUCCGCCAAGUAUUUGUAUUCAAGCAGUCUGUGAUUCCAUGAAACGCCAAAUCAUCUCUAGGGCUUUCUACGGCUGGCUGGCUUACUGCCGCCAUUUAUCCACCGUCAGGACCCACCUUAGCGGAUUAGUUAAUUCGAAAAUCGUCAACGGAGAGGGUGCCAGUGACGGCAUCACCGUAGAGAAAUGGAACGAACUGUGCAUCGACGGUGUAGUGAGUGACUAUGAGGAAGUUUACCGUCUCACUUACUUCGGGGGCGUAGCCCACGACCUCCGCAAAGAGCUCUGGCCCUACCUCCUGGGCCACUACAAAUUCGGCAGUACAGCCCAGCAACGACUAGAACUAAGCGAAGAGACCAAACAAGCGUACGAAAACACCAUGUCCGAGUGGCUGGCAGUGGAGGCAAUCGUGCGACAACGGGAUAAAGAAACGCAAGCCAAUGCUAUCGCAAAACUGAGCAGUGAAAGUAUGAGUGGAGAGCAAGUGCCAGCUCAGAUCCAGCGCGACCUAAGCAAUGAAGUUUUCGAAGAUAUGUUAAGUGAUGAGGAUUCGGAGGAAAAACCGCCACAAACACGACGGAACACUAUUAGGUAUGAGAGCGAUGGGGAAGUGGCAGAAGAUGAAGUACAAGUUAAUACACAUGAGGAGUUGAAAGAUUUUAUACAUAAUGUUAUUGUGACUAACGCUAGCGUGGAUAUGGGGAAUUUGGGUAAUGAUAACGAUGUAAGUCAUAAAAAUAACUUGGAUGCGGUUGCUGAAGAAAAUUCGUCACUUGAUGCCUGUAUUGAAGCGCAUGGGUUGGCAUCACCGGCUAGGUCGGCCUGUGUUUCCCCGGCUAGCUCCAAUGGAGGGGUGUACAGUCAAGAACUGCUCGAGACUUUCGGCCUGAACCUGCACCGAAUCGAAAAAGACGUGCAGCGAUGCGACCGCAACUAUUGGUAUUUCACAGUCGACAAUCUCGAAAAACUACGCAACGUCAUGUGCACGUACGUCUGGGAACACUUGGACAUUGGCUACAUGCAAGGAAUGUGUGACUUGGUCGCCCCUUUACUAGUAAUUUUCAACGACGAAUCAUUAACUUACGCCUGCUUUUGCCAUUUGAUGGAACGAAUGGUUGAAAAUUUCCCAAACGGCAAUGCCAUGGACUGCCACUUUGCCAACAUGCGCUCUCUGAUCCAAAUCCUCGACUCAGAAAUGUACGAGCUGAUGCACUCACACGGCGAUUACACACACUUUUAUUUCUGCUACCGCUGGUUUUUGCUCGACUUUAAAAGAGAGCUGGUUUAUUCGGAUGUUUACGCGACUUGGGAGGUGAUUUGGGCCGCACAACACGUUGCCUCAAGUCAUUUUGUCCUGUUUUUGGCCUUGGCCCUUUUGGAAACGUACCGAGAUAUUAUCCUGUCCAACUGUAUGGACUUCACAGACAUAAUCAAGUUUUUUAACGAAAUGGCUGAACGACACAACGCUUCAGCCGUUCUGUCUCUGGCCAGAGAUUUGGUGCUCCAACUGCAACUGUUGAUUGAAAACAAGUAGAACUCGAUGUAGUGUCUCUAUUUUACGUACUAGAUGGAGGAGAAAUCAAAAAUACCUCACUAUUUUUAAAAUGUUAGGUCUCGGGCGAGGUGAUUGUUUCAUUAACCCAACAAAGUGUGCCAAAUGUUUCAGUUUUUGGAAAUAAUUGGUUAAAUGUGCUUCAUAUUUUUAUAUUAUUGUUGUUGCAUUGGCGUUUUUUUCGCAACGUUUGGAUUCUAAAGUGUUAACGGUUUGUAAGAUACGAUAUUUAUUUUGUUAAAAAAGAUAGUUUGUGUAAAAUAUUAAUAUACAUAUGAAUAUAUAUUUUAUAAAAAGUUAGGGAAGGUGGAAUUCAAUUCUAUAUUCUGUAGUUUAUACACUUAACAACAAACAACUAUUACCAAAUACAAAUAUUACAACGUCUUAACUUACCACUAUUUUCAUGUAUGAAUGUUUAAAUGUGCCUUUUUUAAGCAUCUUUCACACAGUAUUUUAUCCGUAUCAAGACGUAACAAAGUUCAAGCGGGACUUUAUUGCAAACAGUGCCAAAGCAGGCCCGCUUAGCUUUCUUAUCUGAUGAUUUAACGAAAUGUAAAUAGAACAUAUCAAUCUUCUUAUCUCAUGUUGUACCAAAUAUAGUAAUUAUUUAAUAUA
Tribolium castaneum (red flour beetle) is the source of this 3717-nucleotide messenger RNA. RefSeq names its product small G protein signaling modulator 1. Gene Ontology annotation, biological process: activation of GTPase activity. The transcript has 10 exons. The record is from RefSeq and is a predicted model, not a curated record. Gene Ontology annotation, molecular function: GTPase activator activity. Lineage: Eukaryota; Metazoa; Arthropoda; Insecta; Coleoptera; Tenebrionidae. The coding region runs from base 142 to 3084 and encodes 980 amino acids.